Messenger RNA from Paramuricea clavata, 342 nucleotides. Lineage: Eukaryota; Metazoa; Cnidaria; Anthozoa; Malacalcyonacea; Plexauridae. The record is from the annotation of a GenBank genome assembly.
AUGAGCGACAUCGACAAACAUGAUAACUUGGGAGCAAAAAAAGACGAGGAAAUUGACAUUUGUGUGAAUUCGAAAGACGAUUCUGUGACCAAAAGACCAGCAAGCGAAGUAAGUGAAGAUGCUCGUUCCAUUGUUUCGCUAAAUGAAGGAAGAGCAAUAGCUAGUCUACAAGAAGAACAAAAGACUAUAAUGGGUGAGAAGACACCACCCCCUACCCACGAAAACCCAGUAAACCCUCAAGCUCAAUUCAAAGCUAGUUUACAAGAAGAACAAGAGACAAAAAUUGGUAUGACAACAUCACCCCCUAAUGAAGAGAUUACAACACCAACCCAGAAAUUCCCG